UAGCUAGCAUAUUACCCACAAUGCCAUUUGUCUCUAGUACGUGAAGAAGAAUGAUAGCAGAACAAGCUCGUACGCUCACACACGCCGCCUUCAGUGAGGCAGAGGUACUGGCUGCCUCCCCUCCUGCUUUUUCACUGCAGCGUUAUAUCAGAUCAGCAAGACUUAUAAGUUAUACACAUACGUGAAAUACAUGACCUAGACUAUGGAAUGUGAGGACAUAUAACUACAUUUACUACAUUAAAGCAGAGAUUAUUCCAAGUGAUGCAGCAGGACAUGUUAUCCACUCAAUAACGGCGAGCGAUGGAGAAUAAUCAGCAGCUAUUUUGCGCGUAGAUAAGAGCGCGCUAAUAUUAGGAGCUGUCCUGGUGCUGGUAAUUUACACGAGCUGACCGGUAACACUGCAAUCUGUCUGCUAAUUUACAACUGCCAAUUUCUAGUAAUAAAACUCGUACAGUAACUAACAGUGUCUCUAAAACAUUUUCCUCUCGGUCCUCUCGGCUGCUUUUCGGAAUAUUUCUCUCAGAGUUGUCCGUUUAAAAUAAUAAAAAAAUUUGUAAAAAAUUUUUUAGUUUUCUAAUGAAAGAAAUGAAUACGUUGGCACGAUUAUAUUUUUGUCUACAACACCGAUUUCACACAUGUAAUCACACACCUUCAGAUCAAAAGGCUUUUAAAGUCACGAGAAACAUUUCAGUCGAGUGUCCACAAACUUUUGACUGGUUGUGUACGUAUAAUCCAUCCAUCUUCUACCGCUUUAUCCUUUUCAGGGUCACGGGGAACCUGGAGCCUAUCCCAGGGAGCAUCGGGCACAAGGCGGGAUACACCCUGGACAGGGUGCCAGUCCAUCGCAGGGCAUAAUCACAUACACACUCACAUUCAUACUCUAUGGACACGUUAGACACGCCAAUCAGCCUACCAUGCAUAUCUUUGGACUGUGGAAGAAACCGGAGUACCCGGAGGAAACCCCCCCAGCACGGGGAGAACAUGCAAACUCCGCACACACAUGGCCCCAACGGGACUCGAACCCCGGACCCUGGACGUGUGAGGCAAACGUGCUAACCACUAAGCCACCGCACUCCUGUGUACGUAUACAUUUUUAAAUUUUUUUUAAAUGGGUGGUCACUAUAUCUGGCAUUACGCAGGUGACCCGCAUGCUGGCUAAGAACGACUGGAUCUCGUCCGAGCGACACCUCUUCAGUCAGCCCAACUCUGUGUACGACUUCAAAGAGAACAGCCCUAAAGAAGCUGGCCAGAGACUAAAGAGACUCGAGGAGACUAAAGACAAGCUGGAGAGAAACAUCAACCGCAGAGCCAUUAACACGCUCAGCGAGGCUGAGGAACGGUAUAAUGACCUGAAAAAGAAGAAGAGGAUUGUCGAGAACGAUAAAGCAAAGAUCCUGGAGACGAUCAAAGAGUUGGACCAGAAAAAGAACGAGGCGCUCAAUGUGGCAUGGCAAAAGGUCUGCAUUGAAUAUUAGACUCGAAUAUUUAUUUCGCCGCGAACACGAACCUGUAAAUGACCAAAUGUGCGCAUUUCGGAUCCAUAUUCUCCACGCUGUUGCCUGGCGCAGACGCUUGUCUGGCUCCGUCUGAGGGCUGCGGUGUCCUCGAUGGCCUCGAGUUUAAGGUCGCUCUUGGAAACACGUAGAAGGAUAACUUGACAGAACUGAGUGGAGGCCAAAGGUCAGGCGAUCCAAAUGCUGCAUUCAGAACCAGUGGGUUUAAUUCUGUUUUUUUCAUACGCGUGUUUCAGGUCACUGGUGGCCCUUUCUUUGAUUCUUGUCAUGCUGCUGUUUAAACCUGCUCCGAUCUACAUCCUGGACGAAGUGGACGCUGCUCUCGACCUCUCGCACACACAACAUCGGGCAGAUGCUGCGCACACACUUCACGCACUCCCAGUUUGUGGUUGUGUCACUGAAAGACGGCAUGUUCACCAACGCCAACGUUCUGUUUAAGACCAAGUUUGUGGACGGGAUCUCUAGAGUGACGCGCACAGCUCAGACACACCAGGGGAAAGUUCUAGGCCUGCGCGCACAUGACGAAGCCAACACUGAGGAUAAAGGUCAGCACGAGAUCCUCGCCAGCUAAACGCGUGUAGAUCAUCUUGAUCAAUUUCGCUUCUUUAUUCUAAACGCACAUGUAUUCUUGUGUGUUUUUUUUUUUUUUUACAUUACUUUGUAAAAUUUUAAGGUGGUCUUGAUUUGAAUUGCACUUUUUGUGACAGUUGUCCUGAAACUGUGGUGCAUUUAUUUUGGCACUGCUGAUUUGUAAGACCAUUUUGUCCAAAUAUUUGUGAUUUUAUUACAAAGAAUAUUGUCAGCCAAUUUAUGUUGUUAUGGAAACAUUUAUGAUUUGGUCUUUUGCAGAACUGUAGAGACAAGUGCAGACAGGUUUAUAUAAUAGCUUCCAUUUUAUACUUUUAUUGGCAAAAUUCCAUAUUCACAAAUAUAAGUUUUCCUGUAAAAAAAGAACAACAACCGUGUGUUAUAUCUUUCAAGAAAGAAACGGAACAUUAUUUUAACUCAAUACGAUUCUCUAUGAAGCAAAAAGCAGUUCAAACUUUGAAAAUCUGUCAACUUUUCAAUAUCUUUAUAUAGAUCUACAUUAAGCCCCCUCUAGUGUGAAAUUGUUUGUUACAUCUAUGAUGUCUUUUCUUGUAUUUUCAAAUAUCUGUAAAAAAAAAAAAAAAAAAAAUUUUUGUCUUUUAAUCAAAAAAUAAAAUAAAAAAAGAGCAAAAAAUAAUAAUAAACAAUCGGUUAC
This is a messenger RNA of Ictalurus furcatus (blue catfish), 2757 nucleotides long. RefSeq names its product structural maintenance of chromosomes protein 2-like. The record is from RefSeq and is a predicted model, not a curated record. The coding region runs from base 1149 to 1475 and encodes 108 amino acids. NCBI's taxonomy places the organism in Eukaryota, Metazoa, Chordata, Actinopteri, Siluriformes, Ictaluridae. The transcript has 3 exons.